Molecule: messenger RNA, 2581 nt
Organism: Xiphophorus hellerii (green swordtail)
Lineage: Eukaryota; Metazoa; Chordata; Actinopteri; Cyprinodontiformes; Poeciliidae
Gene: slbp2
Product: stem-loop binding protein 2
Exons: 11
Coding region: 1069-2085 (338 amino acids)
Biological process (GO): mRNA transport; mRNA 3'-end processing by stem-loop binding and cleavage
Cellular component (GO): cytoplasm; histone pre-mRNA 3'end processing complex
Molecular function (GO): mRNA binding; histone pre-mRNA stem-loop binding
Source: RefSeq, a predicted model, not a curated record
ACUGGAAGAGGUCAAAGUUGAACAUGAGAAAAGCUUCCAGAGAAACGGAUCCUCAGAAACCUCCGGUUUACCUUUCCAGAUUGAACAAUUUUUGUCCUGAAUCAGGGACAAGUAAACUGAAAUAAAUUCUGCAAAAUUAACCUUUGACCAGAUGUGUUUUUUCUGCAGUGAUGAAAAGUGACUUCACUUUAUCAUAUAAUAUAUUUUUUAUAGUAGUUAUAGCUCCUCAGGAAACUGAAAAGAUUAAACAUUACUGUCAUACAGUAAGUCUUCAGUCAGAGGCCUCUACAGAUUUCUUGCAUGACUGCUACUGGAGAUGAACAAGGAUUCUCUGAAGAUACUCAGGUGAUCAGUUACAGCAACAUUUAGUUUCCCUUUAGGAUAAAUUUAGUAUUGUUGAAUUGAAUAAAUAAUUACAUGCAUUUUUUAUUCUUUAAGAUGAUAAAGAUAAUGAUGUAGAACCCAAAGUGAGAUUCAAUUACGUAAUAGCAAACACUAUUUUCUACUUUAAUACAGAAUUAUAACUUUUACUUUUAAAAUCUCAUACAAUUAGUUUUUUUUAAUCAUUGUUCAAGCCGAGAAUUAUUUUAUUUUGACAGACCGGAAGUUGGGUUGUAGCGGUUAGCUGAGCUCCUGCUAAAAGCUAAGCGUUUAUUUAUCAUCAGUUUUGCUUCAGAAUAAAACCAGAAACACACGAACGACUGGUACCGACUGAAGCUCGAGUUUAAAUGUACAUAUGGUCACAAACUGUGACUAAAGGCCUGAUUAUUGUUUUCGUCGUGGUCUGUUAGCAUGCUAGCCGCUAGCAUCAGCGCUCAGAAGCUCUAUAGACGGCUUCAGGCGGAGCUGAAAGCGGUUCCGGUCGACGGUGAAACCCGAAUAUUUACGGACACUUAAGCGCCCCCUGCAGGACAGGCAGUUUCAGAAGAGAAGCGCCAGAGACGGAAGGUAACCCAGGUGUGGUCAGGUGAGCUUUGGGCCCCGCCCCCUUUCCAGCGCCGCAGGUGCGCCUCAUUAUAAGGCUGAGAAUCAGAAUGAUGGCGUGUCUGUCUGAAGAGAAGAGCAGAAAUGUCAACCAGCGGAGUGAAACCCGCAGCCCAGAGUCCGCUGCUGUCCUCCAGCUUCUCUUCCAGCCCCUGGUCGUGUGUUUGUGCCAAUUCUUGGUCCGCGGCCAUGUGGAGCGGCGUUCCCGACCUAAUGCCCGCUGCCCCGGGAAGCUCCUCUCCCGAACCGUGGCUCCUCCCCGGCUGCAGCUCCGUCUUCGACACCCUGGUCAGCAACACGUCUCCGAUCCCGUCUCCUUCGGCUGCAAGCGGAUUUCGAGGACGAGAGCGAACCGGAAGCAAGCCUCGCCGGCCGUCCAUCCUGGAGCGCUGCAUCCUCAAGGUGUCCACCAGCAGUGUGGCGGUGGGGACGGACGACGUGGACGGGAAAAGGCCUUCGUUCCCCCGCUGCUACCCCCGAUUGCCAGACCCGGCCAACACCGAGACGAAUGCGGCGGUCCUGAAGCGCCGCCAGAAGCAGAUCCAGUAUGGGAAGAACACCAGUGGCUACCAGAACUACCUGCAGCAGGUCCCCAAACACCUGCGGGACCCGAAGCUCCACCCAGCCACGCCCAACAAGUACCGGAAGUACAGCCGACGCUCGUGGGACAUGCAGGUGCGUCUGUGGAGGCGCGCGCUGCACCUGUGGGACCCUCCGGCCAGCGAUGCGCCGGACACGCCCGACCCGGUGGAGCAGCUGCAAAGCCAGCUGGCCAAGAUGACGUCGGACCUGUGCGAGGACGGAGGAGACAAGCAGAGAGAGAAGGAGACUCCUGCAGCCUCUGAUGCCUCCUCGGUGUCUCUUCUGUCUGUGGACGUUUCUGGAGCCUGGACCGUCCCGCUGUCCCCACCGGAGACAAGCCACCGGCCUUUUCGCUCUCCUCCUGGUCUCAGCUACUCCAGCAGGAGUCAACUAACCCCUGAUGACGGCAUGAAUGACUGGCUCCGCCUCCUGAUGGAGACCGACCACACCCCAGAUUUCGGCUCUGAUGACCAGCAGGUUCCUGUGUUUUCUGACCAGCUCUUCUGGAAUCCGUACUGACGACCCGAUCCAAGCCCCGUUGGACCUGAUGUUGCCUGAACUGGACCUGACCUGUUUUCUGCUGAUUCUGAACUCUAACCAAGAUUUUGGGGCUUUGGAGCCAGAAACUCACUUGUCUUUUAAAGAUCACCACAAACCUACGUCAUCGCCGGUGGCGUGCGACCAGUCCCUGGUCCGGUCCCCGCCCCCGGCGGUUGGACGCCUUACUGUUAGCACUAGUUUUAUUUGAACUGCGUCAGAAUGAGCACAGUCACCUGCAUCACGCCGGAAUCCUGCACUGAGGGAACGUCACGAGUUUGUCCCGUUCGUCACUCGGUUCUUCACCUUCAUCCUCCGCUCCUCCUCCUCAUGUUUCUUUUAAAAAAUGAAGCUCCUGAUCAGUGGAGUCAAAGUGCUGCCACUUUUGUGUUCUGAGAUUUCUUUUACUUCUAUGUGCUGCUUUGAGUAAAGUGAAAUGUGAUUAAUAAAGAUGUAAAUAAAGAGUUGAAACCUUAAA